ACCUCAUCUUACCCACUUCACUUGCGCACCGCUACCCAUCCAGCCGUCGCCAGUGAUUCUCCCAGACAUUCUUACGCACUUCACCACAUCCUUCCAUCAAAGUCACAGUAGCCAUGCAGAUCUUCGUCAAGACCCUCACCGGCAAGACGAUCACCCUUGAGGUUGAGUCUUCGGACACCAUCGACAACGUCAAAGCCAAGAUCCAAGACAAGGAGGGCAUUCCCCCGGACCAGCAGAGGCUUAUCUUCGCUGGUAAGCAGCUCGAGGACGGACGGACGCUCGCGGACUACAACAUCCAGAAAGAGUCGACGCUCCACCUCGUCCUGCGCCUGCGUGGUGGUAUGCAGAUCUUUGUCAAGACCCUUACUGGCAAGACGAUCACCCUCGAGGUUGAGUCGUCGGACACCAUUGACAACGUCAAGGCCAAGAUUCAGGACAAGGAAGGCAUCCCUCCGGACCAGCAGCGCUUGAUCUUUGCCGGAAAGCAGCUUGAGGAUGGCCGGACUCUUGCCGACUACAACAUCCAAAAGGAGUCUACCCUUCACCUGGUUCUUCGUCUGCGCGGUGGUAUGCAAAUCUUUGUCAAGACAUUGACUGGCAAGACGAUUACCCUCGAAGUUGAAAGCAGCGACACAAUUGAUAACGUCAAGGCAAAGAUUCAAGACAAGGAAGGCAUCCCUCCGGACCAGCAGCGACUCAUCUUUGCCGGAAAGCAGCUUGAGGACGGCCGCACGCUCGCAGACUACAACAUCCAGAAGGAGAGCACCCUUCACCUCGUUCUCCGACUCCGUGGUGGUAUGCAGAUCUUCGUCAAGACACUUACGGGCAAGACAAUCACAUUGGAAGUGGAGAGCAGCGACACGAUUGACAAUGUCAAGGCAAAGAUCCAGGACAAAGAGGGCAUUCCUCCGGACCAGCAGCGACUCAUUUUCGCAGGAAAGCAGCUCGAGGACGGCAGGACACUGGCUGACUACAACAUUCAGAAGGAGUCGACGCUCCACCUCGUGCUCCGGCUCCGCGGUGGUAUGCAGAUCUUUGUCAAGACGCUGACGGGCAAGACCAUCACGCUUGAAGUGGAGAGCAGCGACACCAUCGACAAUGUCAAGGCCAAGAUUCAGGACAAGGAGGGCAUCCCCCCGGACCAGCAGAGGCUGAUCUUUGCCGGCAAGCAGCUCGAAGACGGCAGGACGCUGGCCGACUACAACAUCCAGAAGGAGUCGACCCUGCACCUUGUCCUCCGUCUCCGUGGUGGCCAGUAGACUGCCUGCGACAACCUAUCGUUACCCCCCUUUGUGUCCCACCUGCUGUUUAGUUACCAGUGAUUAGCCAAUCAAUGCUG
Molecule: messenger RNA, 1339 nt
Organism: Acaromyces ingoldii
Lineage: Eukaryota; Fungi; Basidiomycota; Exobasidiomycetes; Exobasidiales; Cryptobasidiaceae
Product: polyubiquitin 10
Exons: 4
Coding region: 114-1259 (381 amino acids)
Biological process (GO): protein ubiquitination; modification-dependent protein catabolic process
Cellular component (GO): nucleus; cytoplasm
Molecular function (GO): ubiquitin protein ligase binding; protein tag activity
Source: RefSeq, a predicted model, not a curated record